Messenger RNA from Myripristis murdjan (pinecone soldierfish), 3732 nucleotides. It is a transcript of the gene txndc11, whose product is annotated as thioredoxin domain containing 11. NCBI's taxonomy places the organism in Eukaryota, Metazoa, Chordata, Actinopteri, Holocentriformes, Holocentridae. The transcript has 13 exons. The record is from RefSeq and is a predicted model, not a curated record. The coding region runs from base 186 to 2774 and encodes 862 amino acids.
GUCUACGUGGGGAAGAAAGGUUGGUCUGACCGUGUUUGAAACCCGUAUUCACAAGCAGGACCAAUGUCCAAUCCAGGGUAACCAUACCGCCUGUUGUGUGCUCUUCCUCCCCACCCCGUUAGGCAAAUGGACUUGUUUAGCACCACCCGGGGCGUAUAAAUGGGAAGGCGAGGCGAGGGUCUGUAAUGCUGCGCCGGGUGCGGCAGUCUCUCCGGCAGGUGCUGUUUCUGAUGGCCCGGAGACCAGAUCUAGUCUGCGGGGCUAUCGUGCUCAGCGUCCUCCUCAUACUGGCCGUCAAGUUCACCUGCAGCCGUGCCAAGAAUGUGGUGGCAGCAGCACGGCCUCCUGUCCGGUUCUUCUCUGCCGAGACCCCGGUGGUGGACCUCUACUUAGGCCAGCUGGACCAGGUGGAGCGUCUGAGGGGAGUGGCAGAGGUCUCUCUCAUUUUCUUCUAUGCACCCUGGUGUGCUCAUUCGAUGGCUGCCCGGCAGGAGGUGCAGCAGGUGGCCAAGAAACUGGCAAAACAGGUGCAGUUUGUGGCUGUGAACUGCUGGUGGAGUCAGGGAAAAUGCCGGAAACAGAAUCGAUUGUUUCAGUACCCAGUCAUCCACCUGUUCUACAGAAGGUUUGGACCUAUAGAAUACAAGGGUCCCUUCAUUGCUCCCUAUGUGGAAAGUUUUGUCCGCAAAGUCAUCACACCGCUCAUUUACCUGCCAUCAAGAGCCACGCUUCAAGAUUUCCUCGCCAACCACGAGCCAGGAGUGGUUGGUUUCUUCCAGUUCAACUCCUCUCCUCAGCCACCGGGGUACAUCACGUAUCUGUCCUCUGCUCUGCAGGCCCUCAAGAGGGAUUUCCGAGGUGUGGUUCGUUUUGGGGUAGUGACCAACAGGCAGGUGGCAGAGGCCAUCUCAGUUAAGGAGGACGAAACUGUUUACCUCCACAGACGAUUUAACUCCUCUUUGAUUUUCCCUCGUCAAGAACGUAACUUCACCUCAGAGGGCAUCUGUAGUUGGGUGUUUGAGCACUGUGAGACUGUCCUGCAGUGGCUACAGCCACCAGGAACAAAGUCUCGCCUCUUGGAGCAGGAACUGACCAAAGGUCCUGCACUCCUGCUGUUCCUUUCUCACAAUCCACUUGGGUCCAAACCCAAUCCCAUACUGCAGCAGAUGGCAGACAUUGCUGUGCGUUAUCAUUCCUGUGACAAUAAUUACCACUCCAGCUUGGACAGAAGUGGCAUCCCUCUGUCCCACUCGGUGUGCUGCCAGUCAGUGGUUCUUCCUGGCUCCAGCUCCAGUGUGUGUGAGCUGUGCCUCAGCUUGUCUCGGCCCAGCUCCACCAGCUCUUCUAUACCCUGCUCCUUCCCCUCCGUGGCUCAGGGGGGGGCUCCACUGCAGUCUUACCUCAAACACUGCUGCCUACACCGACCACCUGCCCCAGUGUCCGUACACACUGCAACCUCAGUGGCCUGUUGUGACUUUCUGAGCAGCUACAGCCCGUUUGGUCAAUACAGUGCCUGCUGCAGAAAACUAGAAUCUCAACUCAACAAAUCUUCCUCACAAGAGGGGUCAGACUCACAGAGCGUUCCCCUCGCGCCUCCCUCCUCCUCCGUCCCUCUAUCCUCUGUCCCCUCCCAGGAAGGAGGCAGCAUCACGGGCCUGCGCUGUCAGACCAAUAAAACACUGAGGUUCUAUGUGCUGGAUGUGGCCCUCAACUGGCCCCUGGCAUUGAGGCUUGGGGCCCCAAGAAAUGGAAGUGCUUCCUAUCAGUUGGAGCAUGGUGUGCAAGGUGACAAAAGUGCCAAUUGGUCAUUUGCUACCAUUGUGAACCUUAAGGAUGAGGUUCAUUAUGUCCACCACCACAACCCAGCAACCACACUGACAGAGUCUCUGGAGGUGUUCAUCAGGAACUUCAGUGCUGCUUACAGCCCCCUGCAGAGGCACCUGGUGGGAGAGGAGGACAGUGCAGCGGGUGAGGGGGCGGCUCCCCCUCCUGCACGCCCCCUCAUCACAGAGCUGACCACUUCGUCCUUCCUGCCCUCGGUCAUGGACCUGCAGAAGGAUGUGCUGCUGUUCUACUACACCCAGUGGUGUGGCUUCUGUUCAGCUCUCAACCACAUCAUCAUCCAGCUGGCCAGAUUACUGCAGGGCAACAGCACCAUCACUGUUGCUAGGGUGAACGUCGCACGUAAUGACCUCCCAUGGGAGUUUAUGGUCGAUCAUGUUCCCUCCGUACUCCUUUUUCCCAGAUACAGGAAACACCUUAGCGUGAAGUUCCCUGAUGAUGUUCCCAUCACCCUGCCCAAUCUGUUACGCUUCGUCCUGCAGCACUCCAGCUCCGCCAGGGACGCUCCCGGCUCAGCGAAGCCUCCCAGUGAGGCAGAGGGCCCCGGGCCCAACGCUCUUCUCCGUGCAGAGUUUCUGGCUCUCCAGGGCGAGGUUCACGCGCUCCACCGUGCCCGUGAGCGUCUUUCCCAGCAGCUGGCACAGCUCUGGCGUGACAACCGGCGCCUGACAUUUGACACGCGCACCUUAGAAGCCCAGAACGCCGAGCUGCAGCGGGAGAGGCAGAGCUUAGAGGAGCAGCACCGGGAGAAGAGCCGCCAGCUGGGGGAGGCGGUGAGACGUCUGCAGGAGCUGGCAGACACGUCUGAAAACCUGCUGAAUGAGAACAUGCUGCUCCGAGUUCUCUUGAGAGCACUGAAAGACAGGACAGAAGUCAAGGAGGAGUUAGACGGGAAGGAUGGAGAGCAGAAGAGAAACCAUAUGGCCUCCUGACCACCCGUCUGCAGGGAAUCCAGAGGAGACAGCUGGAGGCUGAGGAGCCAGGACUUGGGCAGGAGAUGGAGGCAGAAUGGGUUAAAAAUGAUUGUCAAACCUGAGAUGUGAUGAAAGGUGGGAAUAAUCAGUGUUGAGCAAAAUGAAGGUAAAACAAAGAGGAGGAGAAACAUAACCAGACAGCUCUUUCAAAAGGAAAGAGUAGAUGAAGGUGAAAGGUAAUCUGUUGGAAAAAAGAAGACUACUCAGUUAGAUGGAGAAGCAGCUAGAGCAAAAGAAGCAGAGAUAGGUCAAAAAGUAGCAGUGUCUGUCAGAGGGUUUUUGUACAAACGGAGCCCUCCAUGGCGCUGUCAUGAUGGUAAUCCAUGCUUUGAUUUCACAACACUGUAUAAGGGGAAUUCAGUGCCAAGCAAUUAAAAGGCUCAAUUGUGAUUUCGAACUCACACAAAUGAAAUGUCCAGUGAAGGGUCAGAAGUGACCGCGGUCGUCACGGCUACUACAUGCACCCUUUCCUGUAGUAUGCACUUAUCUGCUACCCUACAAGCUUAGGGUUGGUGCUAACGUUUCCUUUCAACAAUCCUUUGCUUUUAAGUUGAUGUCUGGUAGGAGGUAAGUGUACGGAAAAAAGUGCAUGAACAAAAGACCUAGUGAUUUAUAAUCUGGAUGCAGGGAGGGAGGGCCACUAAUGAAGUGCAGAUAUAUUUAUUAGUGAACAUGGUGGCGCCUGCUCACAGGUAUGCUGGUGGGCCAAUGAACACUUGAACUAAUGAGCAAGAGUUUUCCUUCUUGAAGGGGAUAUUUUGCUUUUAUUAAAUCAAUCUAUUUUUACACGAAUCCUUGAGUCACUAAAAAUAAAUCUGUUUCUAUGUAAUUAUUCAGGUAUAAAGAAUAAGAUGCUGCAAUUGUUUACAUGUGAAAUGUUGCACCAGUUUUUACUGAUUAAAAGCUUUUCAUCUUA